Anguilla anguilla (European eel) is the source of this 3290-nucleotide messenger RNA. It is a transcript of the gene zfand4, whose product is annotated as zinc finger, AN1-type domain 4. Gene Ontology annotation, molecular function: protein binding; zinc ion binding. The coding region runs from base 229 to 2190 and encodes 653 amino acids. The transcript is spliced from 11 exons. The record is from RefSeq and is a predicted model, not a curated record. Lineage: Eukaryota; Metazoa; Chordata; Actinopteri; Anguilliformes; Anguillidae.
GUAGUAAUUGCAGGUAGUACCUAAACCGGACUGGUGUAGUUGAUCGCUUAAGGGUAGCAAUUCUUGUGCAUAACAGGAUGGCUCGGAUUUAAGGUGCAGACGGAGCACAUGAUGCCCGGUGUGGUGGACGGGGAACGCUCAGGCCUCCAGCCCAUACGCUCAGCGCCCGAGGGUAACCCAGCUCCCACGCCCUGAAGGUCCCGUAACCCCGCCCCUGCCCCCGCGGAAAUGACGGACAGGAGGGAGCCGCCCUUCUUCAACGAGGACAACGUGGGGCCCUUCCACUUCAGGCUGCCGCGCUGCGAGAGCAUGGAGCUGCUGAUCGAGACGCUGACGGGGACUCGCUUCCAGCUGCGCGUCUCGCCCUUCCACACCGUCGUCUCUGUCAAGGCCAAGAUCCACAGGCUGGAAGGUAUCCCGGUUGCCCAGCAACACUUGAUCUGGAAUAAUGUGGAGCUGGAAGAUGAGUACUGCCUGUAUGAUUACAGCAUUGCAGAAGGGAGCACUCUGAAGCUGGUUCUGGCUAUGAGAGGAGGUCCCAUCAACACCAGAAGAGUUGCUGUGGACGACUCGGUGAAGGAGAUGAUGGAGUACAUGGACACGGGGCGGGGUGGGGCUUGGGAUGAGGCCCCACCCAACAAGCAGGUUACGUAUCUGGUGUACCGCGAGGGCGACCAGCUCAACUUCUUCCGGGUCGUGGACCGAGGUGACGGCACUCUUACACCGGUCAGGGGCAGCUCGGUGUAUAGCCUGUACGCUGAGGAAGAGGAGCUGGGGGAUUCGGGCUCAGGCCUGCAGGCCUUAGAGAACUCCAUCACUAUGAGCAAGAUGAGGCUGCUGAAGGCAAAGAUGGAGAACAUGAAUCUCAACAAAAAGCCCAAGAAGAGCGCGAAGCUGAAGCCCAGGCCUCCGGGCGGGCCUCGUACCUGUAGCGGCUACCUGGCGCCUGGGCGACAGCACCGGCCUUUCCGGGUCCUUCCGCAGAUCGGCCAGUCCCCGGCCCCUGCAGCGCACCUACCUCCGGCCACUGGCUCCGCCCACCCGUCCCUCUCCUCGCUCCCAGUUCCCGCCCCCACUGAGAAAGCCUCACAGGAGCCGGAGGGGGAGGAGCCAUGGGAGUGCCCCGCCCUCGGCAAAAUCCUGUCCCCUCCCAAGGUGUCCCGACUGGAGGGGGGCGGGUCCGAGCCGCUGAAAGACCGUGCGCUCCCACCCCUCUCUGCUCUGGCCACCAGAGGCCUACCUGGUGCUGCAGAGCCACACCCCGCAGUAGGCCGGGCGGCUCUGAUGGAGGAGUCGGUGCUGGCAGACCCUCACAAGGCUCUACCGCUUGAUAAAAAGACGCCAGAUCCGGUGACCUUUGACCUGCCAUCCCAGGAGGUCAGCCGGGGGGACUCGUUAGCGGCGGUUGCUGAGCAGCUGCCCGUGGCGUCGCUGUUGCCUCAGGCCGUGGACCAGUGGGUGGCGGGUGGCUAUGGUGUGUCCACCGGGACCGAACUCAGGCCCCUUUGCGCUUCCCCCAGCCUGUCCUCUGCCCUGAGCCCCGCCCCACACCUGCCCCCCAGCCCCGCCAGCCCCGCCCCACACCCGCCCCCCAGCCUGCCUGCUGCCCUGAGCCCCGCCCCACGCCGCCCCCCCAGCUUCGCCCGCCUCCAGGCCGUCCACGGGGACUCCCCUGACGUGCGGCCCGAGCUCCUCUCCAAUAGUGAGGCGCAGGAUGUCGCCCGAAUAACCGCCAAGGAGCCCCUGUCCCCUCUGCUGGCCUCUCUGUCCCGGAGGAGGAGCAGAGGGGGGGGCCCAGGGGGGCUGGGCCGGGGCUGUGCAAGCAUCCGCCUGAUCCAGGAGGACCUGCUGCUGAGCCCCUCCUUUAUGCUGUCUGCCGUUCUGUUUCAGUCUGUGGACCAGUCAGCGGGGGCUCUGAGCAGCUCAGUGAGCCAAGGCCCCCCCACACUUCUCCUCCCUCCGGUGAAGGGCCCCCCCGGCUCACGGAAGAAAAGCUCCAGGCACUGUUACCUGUGCAGGAAGAAGACAGGCCUGGCCAGCAGCUUCCAGUGCAGGUGUGGAAACAGUUUCUGUGCCUCUCACCGCUACGCUGAGGCCCACGACUGCAGCUUCGACUACAAGAGCGCUGGCCGCCGCUUCCUGCAGGAAACCAACCCCGUCGUCACGGCGCCCAAGCUGCCCAAGAUCUGAAACCCAUGUCCAGAGACGGGCGUCCCGCGCUCAGGGGCUCGGGGGGGUCCCGCGCUCAGGGGGGGUCCCGCACUGAGGAGGUGUCCCGCGCUCAGGGGCUCAGGGGUUCCCAUGCUGAGGGGGUCCGGUCUAGACGGCAUCUUACAGCCGUUACAUAAAGGAACUUCUUAAAGCACAUGUUCUUCCUGGGCUCAGAACUGCUGAAAGGCCAAGGAUAAAAAAACCAACUAAUGCAAAAAAAGAGCACAGUCUCGCCUGAAACGAUGUGAAUAAGCCGUCUGUUUGUCCCACAUUACUGAUGUGUCCUCUAAAUGAAACCAGUGUGUGUGUGCGGGUGUGGGGGGGAGGUUUAAUUUGACAAAUGCAUUUAAUGCAUCUUUUUUUGUUUGUUUGUUUUUUUAUGAAACUCCAUGCGACAAGUCUUGAAAAGAUGCACUUUAAUGAAGAUUCACCGAUGUCUGCCUCGUGGGGAGCUUAUGCUGUCAUGUUUUGUCUUUGUACUGGAGUGCUUUUUCAUCUGUAAAUCAUUGUUUAAUCUCUGCCUCCCCUCCUCACCUUCUCUGUAUGUAAUUGUAAUCUGUUACAAUGAGCAUUUUUUUCAAGGGCAAAUAACUAGGCUGCAUGCUGAAUCCAAGAAUCGGCAGCACAUGUCUUAAUGACAAAAUCACCUUAACAAGGCAUGGUCAUAAUGUAGACCAGUUGUCUCCAACCCUGGUCCUGGAGAGCGACAGGAUCUGCUGGUUUUCAUAGUGACUCUGCACUUCAUGAAUCAAUUAGAGCAGUUGAUUACACAGUUAACUCACCUGGUGUCUUGGGUCUCAAUUGGGUGUUGAUUUUAAGGUGAAAAUAAAAGCCAGCAGACCCUGUAGCUCUCCAGGACCAGGGUUGGAGACCACUGAUGCAGACUAAUAUGCAUACAAAUACUGGCUCUGAAAAACUUGGUUGAUAUUUCUGGGUGAACUGUUGGGGGUUGGGAAGACUUGUUGGUUGCCAUAAUGAGAACAAAUCACUUUGUUUUGUAAUGCUACGUGUUUUUUUUAGCACUAUUAGCUGGUCUGAAAAAUUCUGAAAAUAAAUACUUGUUUCUGUGAUUUAACAUC